CUUACCGCCGGGUUUCUCAUCAAACCGAUCCAUCUGGACCAUCCAUACUUUCAACCGAGUCACACAAAUCAAUCCAAGCAUUUGCGUCGCCGACUACUUGUCGCCGCCGAAAGGAUGACAAAGAAGAUAUGCAGCUUAGCUUAGGCCGCGUCUUCACUGGUGUAUUUUGCCAGACCAAACUUAUGGGUACAAUUAGUAUCUUUUUAUUUUUUUCUGUAGCUCUGUUGCUUUUCUUAUACCUGCCAAAAUAUUUAUGGGAAGGAGCUUCAGUAGCAGAAUAUUACAUUAGUCAGAUAGAGAUUUGUUCUUUCAUUAUCUGUUGUUUACUGUAUGUAUUUUGUGGAUAUGAAAACUUCUUAUAACAUUUUAUCAAUUAGUAGUGACAUCCAAACUAACAUUUGACACUUUCAAUUAACUUCAAGAAAUUGCAGUUUGACUUUUUUUUUUUGUUUUCUGAUCAAGUCAGCAAGGCACGAUUUUUCUUUUUUCCUGAGGCUAUUUGGUAAACAUGUAUUUCCUCUUUCUCUCCUCCCAUAUAGUCCUUUCUCUUGCAUUGUUUCCUGGCAAAAAAAGUUUCAGGCUUUCAGCUGCUUUCUGUGAGCAAAAUGGGGAACUGUGUAUCACUAGAAAUGUCCAGCGAUGGGAAUGGCAGGCACAUAGAUGAGGCAAACCUCGAGGCUCUUCACAAGGCUAUGCAAGAACUCAAUGAGAGACGAGAUGAUCUGCUAAGAAGAGUUACAAUAGAAGAAGAUAAAGGUUUUCAACGGCUUGGUCAAGUCCAAGGAUGGUUUUCAAAAGUAGAAGGUGUUGAGUCUCAAGUCAAUGAUCUGCUUGAGUCCAGGUCAAAACAAACUAAAAGAUUGUGUCUUUGCGGAUAUUGUUCUCUGCAUUUCAUUUCAGGUUGCAGUUAUGGUAGAAAGGUUUUGAAGAAGUUGAACGAAGUUGAAGGACUUCUAACUAAUGGAGUUUUUGAAGUGUUGACGGAGAGAAGCUUUAAACCUAAGGGAGAGAAGAAGCAUAUCCAAUCACCCAUUGGUUUGACUGAGAGGCUCGAAAUGGUAUACUGCCAACUCCAGUUAUAUUCACGAAGAACUUUUGGUCUUUAUGGUAUUGGUGGAAUAGGCAAGACCACUCUCUUAGCUAGUAUUAACAAUUUCUUUCUUGAGACGGUUAAUGACUUUGAGGUUGUUAUUUGGGUUGUCGUAUCUAAUGAUUUGCAAUAUCUAAGCAUUCAGGAUCAGAUUUUGCGAAGACUAAGUCUUGACAAGGAUUGGGAACAAGACACAGAAGAGGAGAGAGCUUAUAAGAUACACAGCAUCCUGAAGGGUAGGAAGUUUAUGCUGUUAUUGGAUGAUCUAGGGAGCAAAGUAGAGCUGACCAAGGUAGGUGUUCCACCUAUAACUUAUCAAAACGGGUCAGUUAUAUUGUUUACCACUCGUUCUAAGGAAGUUUGCAUAGACAUGGAGGCUGCUGUUGGUAUAGAAGUUAAACGUUUGUCAAUAGCUGAAUCUUGGGAAUUGUUUCAGAAACAACUUGGAGAUAACACUUUAAAUAGCCAUCCGGAUAUACCCGCUCUCGCUAGAGUAGUUGCUGGUAAAUGUAACGGUUUGCCACUUGCACUCAAUGUCAUUGGCAAAACCAUGGCACAAAAAAAGACUGUACAAGAAUGGAGUCAUGCGAUUACUGCUCUGAAUUUGCCUAGCGAAGAGUUUCUUCUAAGUAACGAAGGAGGGGUUCUUCCUCUUUUGAUGGUCAGUUAUGAUAGUUUAGAGAGUGCAAAAGUCAAAUCCUGCUUCCUAUAUUGUUCUUUGUUUCCGGAAGAUUGUGAAAUAGAGAAGAAUGAAUUGAUAGAAUAUUGGUUAUGCGAAGGAUUUAUUGAUGGAGACAGAGAUAAGGAUGGAGCUAACAAGGAAGGUCUUGAUAUAAUUAAUUUGCUAGUUUCUUCACAUCUCUUGAUGAAUGGUGGAGUCACAACCAAAGUGAAAAUGCAUGGUGUGGUGCGUGAGAUGGCUCUUUGGAUAGCGACUAACUUUGGAAAAGAGAAUGAAAUACUUUGCGUUAAAUCCGGCGUGUGGUUACAACAGAUACCUGAGGACAUUAUUAGUUCAAAGGUUGUAAGAAGGAUGUCUUUCAUGAAUAAUCAGAUUGCGGAGAUAUCUUGCAGUCUCGAAUGCCCCGACCUCUCGACCUUAUUACUCCAGAAUAACAAGCUGGUGGAUAUCUCAGGUGAAUUCUUUAGGUUUAUGCCAGCAGUUGUAGUCUUGGAUCUUUCUGAGAACAAGAGGCUUAUUGGAUUGCCGGAAGAAAUUUCAAACUUAGGAUCUUUGCAAUACCUCAACUUGUCACACACAGGGAUAAAAUCAUUACCAGUUGGUCUGAAGGCAUUGAGGAAAUUAAUCUACUUGAAUGUGGAUUAUACUUAUAAACUGCGAAGCAUUGUUGGGAUAGUGAUGAGUUUGCAAAAUCUCCAAGUGUUAAAGUUCUAUAAUUCCGGUAUUUGUAUUGAUGCCAUAUUACUGGAAGAGUUACAACUCUUGGAGCACUUAAAGCUUUUAAAAGCAACGGUCGAUGAUGCUGUGAGUUUGGAGAGGAUACAAGCAGUGGACCGGUUGGCGAGUAGUAUUCAAAGUUUAUGCCUCAGAAAGAUGUCAGCAGCGGUUGUGGUAUUAAACACAGUAGCUCUGCGUGGUCUUCAAAGACUUGUGAUACGGAAUUGCAAAAUACUUGAGAUAAAGAUAGAUUGGGAAAGCAAAGAAAAGAGGGAAGUUUUACCAAGUACAAGUUCUCCAAGCUUCAAGAACCUAUCAAGCAUUUUGAUAAGUGACUUGGAAGGUCCAAGGGAUUUGACAUGGCUGGCAUUUGCUCAAAAUCUUGUGUAUCUACAUGUGAUGAGGUCGUCGAGCAUAGAAGAGAUAAUAAACAAAGAAAAAGGAAUCAGUAUCAGAAGUGCACAUCGACAUUUCGUUGCACCGUUUAGGAAACUGGAGUACCUUACGGUAACUGACAUGGAUGAACUAAAGAUAAUCUGUGGGUAUCCUCGGGCUCCUAGAAAGCUGACAGAGUUCACUGUCCGAAAUUGCCCGAAGCUGCCAAGAGACAAUGGAGAGAGUAGUGGGUGGAUCGGCGAAGAAUGAGAGAAGUAAGCCAGUGGCUCACAGCUAGAAACUACACUAUUCUUCAAGUUUGCAGGAGGAAGUUACUACAGAUGUGUUCUUGUUUCGUUACCUCUCCCUCUCUCUCACUUUCAUUUCUCUUUUGUGUGACUGUAUCCUCUCAGUUAUGAAUUUGGGUUUGUGUUUGUAGUGGCAUUGUUUCAAAGACCUUAUUGUCAAGUGUGCAUUUUGAGACUGUAAUAAUUCCAAUUACUUGUUUUGGCUAAA
Molecule: messenger RNA, 3380 nt
Organism: Camelina sativa (false flax)
Lineage: Eukaryota; Viridiplantae; Streptophyta; Magnoliopsida; Brassicales; Brassicaceae
Source: RefSeq, a predicted model, not a curated record